AUGAAAAUGAUCGAUGUGACGGCGUUCUCGCCGAACGACGUCUAUGUUAUUGUUAAUUCGUUAUGGCAAUUGCAGUUUCCGAUUGUGCCACCAGCCAACAACCCAUCCGAUUCGUCAGCUGGAAGUAGGAUAGCGAGUAUCUUCCGUCUCCGUUCAAAUCCUCUAAAACGGACUAAGAGUGUGAGCAAGAUGGAAAAAUCGCUAGCUGAAGCAAAUCAACAUUUUCUCUCGGGUUGCAUAACCCAAUCGAGAAUCGAGGAGAUCAAGUGA
Caenorhabditis briggsae is the source of this 270-nucleotide messenger RNA. Bases 1 to 270 code for a protein of 89 amino acids. Lineage: Eukaryota; Metazoa; Nematoda; Chromadorea; Rhabditida; Rhabditidae. The record is from RefSeq and is a predicted model, not a curated record. The transcript has 3 exons.